Funneliformis mosseae is the source of this 189-nucleotide messenger RNA. The record is from the annotation of a GenBank genome assembly. Lineage: Eukaryota; Fungi; Glomeromycota; Glomeromycetes; Glomerales; Glomeraceae.
AUGUCUGAUGAAAACCAUGAAAAUAUCUUUUUUGACAAUCAAAAUGCUAAUACUUCUUCGACUUCAUUUUAUCAUGAUUCUGAGUCAAACUUGGCAAUCUUUGAAGAUGCUUCAUAUGAUGAUGAAAAUAGACUAAAUGAAUCAUCAGAAUCUUUGAAAUUGAUCCCUGAACCUACCUUCACCAGCUAA